CCCUGUGUACAGGAACUAGAUAACUAGAUCUAGAUCAGAAUCAGAUCAUAUUUGUUUACACUCGGAAAUUACCGACUAUAGAAUCUAGAUCUUAUAAUGUCUUAUUAAUCUAUCUAGAUCUAUCUUAUUAAUUUAAAAUCUAAGGCUACUCUUUUGGGGGUUACUUUGAUAAUACUAGACUAUUAUUAUUAAUACAUAAUGAUAAUGAAAUGAAAUGUCAAAUGGUAACUCAACUGCCUGAACUGGGAAAUCUUGAAUUAGAUCUAUAUCUUCAGAUGUGACCAGAUCAACAAGAUGAACUGAAGAUCUGAUUUCUAAAUAAUUAUUUAUAAUAGAUCAUUUAGAUCUAGUUAAUAAUCUAGACUACUACUUUAACUUACUACUAGAUCUAGAUUCAUUUCCAAUCCAGGAGUGAAUAUCUAUUUCUAUCUUUUCUCUUCUUCUACACUGUCUACAGUGUCAGUGGACUACACUUUUCUGCAGAGUGUAAAAGUACUAAAAUAAAAGAGUAUCUAAUCUAGAUUUAGAGUCUAGUCCUAGUAUUUGUAGAAAUAAAUCUGAAUCAGUAAAAAUGGCUAUACCCAGAAAAUGCUCAAUAAAAUUAGCAUUGUCGAUUGUUGCUGAUGUUGUCUGCCUUUUUAUUGUAUCAGCUCUUUUAGCAGUUUUUCAAUUUGCAGUAGAACCUUUUCACAGAGGUUUUUUUUGUGAUGAUGAAAGCCUAAAGCAUCCAAUUAAAUCAGAUACUAUAUCUAUAGCCUUGGCAGCUGGCAUUGGUUUUUCAAUUCCUUUUGUUUUGAUAAUAUGUAUAGAAUUCUUGCUUCGUGAUGGGAAGUCAUUCUAUAUAUUGUCAUCACAGACGUUGUAUCCAAAGCAGAAAUUUUUUAGUGCAGUGUACAACUCCAUAGGUGUCUUUAUAUUUGGUAAUGUGGUGAACCAGUUUUUAACAGAAAUAGGUAAAAAUGUUGUGGGGCGCCUAAGGCCACAUUUCCUAACACUUUGUCAGCCUGACUAUUCCAAAUUUAACUGCAGUGAUGGCUACAUAACAGAAAAUGUGUGCACCACAAAGAACCUUGAUAUGUUAAAAGAAGCCAGACUUUCUUUCCCAUCUGGACACUCAUCAUUUACAGCUUUCUGCAUGCUUUAUAUCAUACUCUAUCUAGAGGCUAGAGUCUCUGUCAGAGAUCUAGUUUUACUGAAACCUGUGGUACAACUGGCUUUGUUUUGCUUCACUUUCUACACCUGUUUGAGCCGGAUCUCAGACUACAAGCAUCACUGGAGUGAUGUGCUUGGUGGAGCUAUUUUAGGUUUUGCAGUCUGCUUGUGUGUGGUCUACACAUUAACAGACUUUGGUAAGUUUAUGUCAAAGAGACGCAUUAUUUGUUUAUCUAAUGAGCUUGAUGGUUAUAUCAGUGGUCAAAGAACUGACAGCUCAGCCCUUCCAGAGAGUGCCAAAGCACAUGCUGUUAUCACACAGGAAAAUGAACUACCCAGAAGUUCACAUGCCAUUAAUUAUAACUAAACGUUUAUUUUUUUGUUAGUUUUUAUUGUAGCUUGUAAUUAUAAAAAUUAAAAAGAAAAAUUCCAGAACAGAUGUAAAUAAUUAUGAGAUUGAAAAUAAUAAAUGUCUAAUUUUUGUAUAAUAAAGAUUUUAUUAUUAUUUUUUUAAUUUUUUUUUUUAAAUCUAGUCUGUUUUCUCAGAUUAGUGGCUGUUAUCCUAUAAUUAAAAAUCAUAUUUUUGCUUGACAAUAACAAAAAAAAAGAUAAAGAUGCACUUGUUUUUCUCAUUAGAAAAAACAUUUUUAUGUGCACAUUUUAUAAGUACCAGUAUAUAAAACAGUAUUCUAUCAAGAGUAUUGUAUGGUUAUGUGAUUAGGUUUUCUUUCAUUUAGAUAUUUAAGUUGUGAUCUGUAAAAAAAAAACUUUUUAAAUGUAAAUCUUUAAAUUUAUGUUUCUAUCCUGUAGAAAAUUAUAUGACAGUUAUUGUUAGACUUGUAUUUGUAUAUAUGUAUUGUAGAUAAGAUAAGAUCAUUUUUAUUGAUCCAAUCAAAUGGAAAUUCAGUUUGACAACAAUUGAUUAGUGUUUUGCAAUCAGAUGUUUGGAAACUUACCCUAACCCUGCACCUAUGUUUUAUUAAAAAAUGGAAUUAAUUUGUGAUAAAAAUACAUUUACCAGACCUGCCUACCAAAAAAAGUCCAAAUGCGUAACGCUGAUGGUCAAAAUGCGUAUUUUGGCACCAGAAUGGUAACACUUACGCGAUCCACUAUUUUGUCAUAUAUAUAUAUAUAUAUAUAUAUAUAUAUAUAUAUAUAUAUAUAUAUAUAUAUAUAUAUACAUAAAUAUAUAUAUAUAUAUAUAUAUAUAUAUAUUUAAUAUUAGAUCUAGUUGUCAUGAUUAGAUCUACAAUCUAAAUCUAGGAUCAAUAGAAUAGAAUCUACUCUAGAUCUGGGCUCAAGAGUGUUACCGAUGCCGUGGAUCCGCUACAAACGUAGGUCUACUCCAAACUUUCGUAGGCCUACCUUCAUCCUUGAUCUAUUCUAUACCAAGACUAAGAAUCUAGUCUAGAUCUAGACUAGAUCAUGAUGGUAGUAGAUGUUAUCGAUCUAGAUCUAGUCAAUCUAAAUCAUGCUACAACUAAAUUGGAUCCAGAGUGUAGAGUAAUGUAGAGAAUCAUGACAUUUAACGUAAUGACAAGCUAGACUCUAACUAGAUCUAUUCCUGUAUAACAAGUUAUCUAGAUCUAGAAUCCAGAUCUAGAUUAGAUAUCUACAAUGUCACUCAAUGUGUUUUGAAUCGAUAGCACUUCGAUAUUUUGUUCUAUACAAAUGAAUACAGGAAUCAGGGAUUCAACAUAAUUAAUUUCUACUAAUGAACUUACAAAAAAAAAAAAAAGUCACGUUGGUGUAUCAGCUAACUGACGGUACCAACCUGGUACCAACCCACCACUCCCUCACUCUCGCGUUCUUCAUUUCUUGACUAAAUCUAAUUGCUUUUAAGAACCAAUCAACGUAUAGAUCUGGACACAAUGUGUUCCCCCACCUUUUCUUUGCCCCCCCCCCCCCCCCCCCAACAGGACGGCUUAGCGUGACCUCCUUGACCGCUCGUAAGCUAGUCAAGAGAAGGGGAAAAAAAAGAAUACAAAAUGCGUAACGCGACGGGUUAAAUGCGUAUUCGCGUACUGACGGUCAUUUUUGGGAGAUUUUGCGUAACGAAUACGCAUUUUGCUUAACGGUAGGCAGGUCUGAUUUACAAUAAUCAGAAUUGAAUAUUUUGUAACUUUUUUUUGUGUGCAUAUCUUUAAACAAAGUCACUCAUUAAUGUGUUUCGCAUUACAACUUUUUUUAUCUACAAUUUUUUUUUUGGUAAUUGCAAUUUUUUAAUUUGUAUUGACAUUAUAUUUGAAAGCUUUUCUAGUUCUAUAAUGUAACCGCAAGACAACAUAUACUUUGGUUGUGAUUGAUGAUUUACUAGUUAUUACUGACUGGCCUAAUGAUAAUUAAUGUAUCUUACAUUGGUUUAAUAAAAAUGUUUUUUUAUGACAAGUAGCAAUAAUUUGAAAUUUACUCAGGGCUAUGCCUUUGCUUGCUUAAUAAGUUUAAAUCAAACUUUGAAAGCUUAGGCUAAUUAUAUCUUAAUUCUAUUCAUAUUUGUUUAAACAAAGAAAGAUCAAAUUUAUCAAUCUUAUAGUCUUUUAGGACAUGCAGAUCUUUAAAUGUUGUAAUGAUAGAAUAAUUAUGUUUCACUAAACUACAGCAUACAGUAAUAAAAUUUCAUUUGAGUCAAUAAAUCCGUAGCAAACUUUCAUCUGUUUCUCAUAUUUUUGUUUGAAAAGAUAAAUAUACUCAAAAAUGUAAUGCAAAAUGAUUUAGACAUACUCAGGCUGAAAUCCUACAUUUAUCAUUGGCUCAAGUAGACAUAAGCAGAAUUAACAAUAUUCAUUGUGAAGGUAGGCAUUACAGCUAUUAUAGAAUUUAAUGUAAAACAACACAAAAGAAAAAAAAAUGUUGAUGUUUUUGUGAAUGUUUGUCUACUCUAUAGUGAUUUUAAAUUUGUCUUUUUAUCUUUCAAAAAUAUGAAAGAUAAGAUUUAGGACAUAUAAUUGUAAAAUUUAAAUUGUACAUAUAUAAUAAACUGUGGAAGAAUUUUACAAUACACAUUAUGAUAUUGAUACUUGUUUGAAAGAGCUAUUGUCUUUAAUUAUCUUAUGCAAGAGUUCUAGCCAUUUUCUUUCAAUUUUUAGGAUGCUUGACUUCUCCUUUUUGUCUUGUUGCACCAAUCUGCAGCUGCUUAUGCUCUUGCAGUAAGCUCAAUAUAUAAUCUGGUAGAAAGGAGCAAAGAUGAUCAAUUGUACAAUAGUAGCCAUUUUUAUUGCAUGGCUCUGAAAAGACUUUAAGUUAAGUGCUUUUGCUCUUUCUGUACAAUUUGAAGUCUGCAUCUAACACUAUAUUAUCAGACAUGUAUGAUCACAACAUAAGUCUUUGAUGUUUUGUGCACUUAAAAGCAUAGAAUACACUUGUAAAUUAGGUUAUACAUCUAAAUUAUUUACAAUGUAAAUGUUAAAAAUUUGGUGCACAUUUUAUAAUUGUAUUUGAAUACAUUGUUAUGAGAUGAUCUAUGGUCCCUUUGCAACUGAAGGAGGCCAUAUACAUAUCUGAAUAUAGUAAAAUGCAUCUUUACAGAAAAUGCUAACUAUUUUUGUUGGUUAAAAAAAUCAAAACUAGACUUAGGAAAAUGCAAAUAUUAUGUUGUUUUCAUGUUUGUGGAUGUCCUACUUUUUUAAAGUAAAUCAGCUGUGAUGACAAUUACCUGUUUAUAUUUACCAUAAUAUAAAAUACAUUAAACAAUAUACUUUUUUCUUGUAAAUGAAGAAAAUAAACGUUUAUAAAAUAAUUUUUACAUUCCAAUCUAUAAGAAAAUUGUUAUUUUUUUAAAUAAAAAAAAUGUUCAGCCAAAUUCAAUAAAAUAUAAUUCAGACUUGGUCGAGUAAACUUUAAAUAAAAAUGUUGAAAAUUGCUCAGCUAAAAAAAUUCAAGAAUCAUGUCUAUAAAAACAUUUUUGUGUGAUUUUUUAAAUUUACUAGAUAGGAUCAUAUAGUAGGCUGAAUCUGUCUAUACAACACAAGCUAUAACUUAGAGUCCCCAGGAAAUAUUUAGCACUGACCUAUAAUAUCUGGUCUUGUAGGGGGCCCCACAAUUCAAAGACCUUAAAGGUCCUUUUCAAGUCUAAAUUCGUCACUGCUCAUAUGCUACUCUAAAGCACUGACAUUCAUGAUAUGACAAAAUUUGUUUGAAUCCAAUCCAUCAACCUAAAGCAAUACUUUGAGAUUAGCCACUUGCUAACAUGAAAUCUUGUUCUGUCACAAAUACUCACAAAGCAUCUUGUCUGAUCACAAUAGUAAUAAUUUACUUUUAUAGCAAUACAUAUGAUUUAUGUAGUAAAAGAUGUUUAUAGAAGACAUUUUGUUUUUUUAUACUAAUAUUUCUAUAUUACUUAUUUACAUCAAAGUGGAAAAGUUAUUUGAUCAUUUAAAGAUAUACUCAUGAAUUGUUUAAUUGUAUUUGAAAACCAUCACUUUUCUAAUAUCACCAUAUGAAUUAAUAGUUUUGCAUUAUUAUUUUGGACAGUUCAAUUGAACUAAGAGACCUCACCCUAUUCAUUCUUCAAACUCUUAACAGUGCAUCACAUCAGACUAAUAAAUUAGAGUUGGUUGCUAUACUGACCACCUUGGUUCAUGACCACAAAACUUACAUUGACUGAUCAUUGAGUUGACUACACCCUAUGGUCUUAUGAGGGUUGGUAAAUCUAAAACAGAUUUUUUUUUUGUUUUUAAUUAAAAGACUGAAUUAUAAACCAUGAAAUAAAUUGUACAAAUAUUAAUUAUUAUUUCUGUUGUAUAAAGUAUUGUAGUCAUACUAGUGCCAUACACAAUGGAUUGUAUUUAUCACUCUUUGCUCAUGAAGUUUUUCAAUCUAAGACAGAGCAUGAGCUACUCUAGUAAAUGAGCUUUAUCAUGUAUUUUGUUCUUGCACAUUUUCUCUUUUUUUGUAACUAUGCACAUACAUUACUGGCAAAGCUUUGCUAUAUUUUAUUUGUAACUUAUAUGCAAUGUAUAGUGAGUUGAAGUGACUAUAGGAUCCAGAGCUGGGAAGGGCAAUAAUCCCCUCUUCCAAGCUAUAUUUAUCUCCCCUUCCCUUCUUUUCAGUUGGGUAGAGGGACUCGCAGGACAAUGAAAGGUAUGUAGUAAAUGAAGUAGUGAAUAGUUUGAAAUACAAAUAGAAAGUAAAGCUAAUAAAACAAAAUGCGAUACUUAAUAUCAUUAAUAAAAAGUUUUGGGAGAAAGCUGUUAUUAAGGCCAGGAGUUUAGAUCAUUUGGAAGUUGGCCGAGUUGUCGGAAAGGUUGGCUGAGAAUUAUGUUUAACUCUUAACUUUUUAAUUUUUUAAAUAUAUCUAACAUUCAGGGCUGAUAUGUGUGUUUUAUAUGUAAUACAUAUAUAAAUAUAUAUAUAUAUGUUAUUUAUUAUUGAUGAACAUUGGGUGUUUUCUUGGGUAAAGAGAUUUUCCUGCUCUACAUUUUUUUUCACCUUUUUUUUUUUUUUAAUUUCCCAUGGGAAAAACUAUUGCAUGAAACUAAAAAUAGUAAAUGUUAGAAAUAUAGUGAUAAUGAAUCAUAUUAUACAAAAUAUCAUGCAUUAAGUAUACCACUAGCUAUUAUUUGUAUCAUUGUUAGUAAUUGAAUAAUGCCUCGAUAAACAAACAAAAUAUAUGGAUGUGCCUUUAGUAAAAUAGUUGCAUUUGAAAUUGUUUUGGUCUAUUAUCAAGAGUUGUCAAUUAAAUUGAUUUUUAUGACAAAUAAAUUGAUCUUCAUGAAAAGGGCAUAUUUUGUUUAAUGUUGCCAUUGUUUGUCUCCUGUCAAUUCUAAAUAUUUACUGUUUACUUUGCUUGUUACACACACCAAGUUAAAUUUCUCAAUAAAUGAGAUAAAAAAUAAGGGUGUAGAUCUUUAUGUAUCUACAUCAUUUCAACUUUUUAAAAAAGAAACUUUCAUUUUAAAACACAAUGUUUUGUUAUGAUCUUGUGAAAAGAACGAGACAAUAAUAUUAAUAAUGUCAACAUAGGUUUCUAUAACUCUUGCAUUUCAAAUGUGACAAAAAUAUUAUUCAAGCCAUUUUGACUUUCUUUUAUUGAUGCAUUUGUUUUUUGUAUUAACAGUUUACUUCCAAUAUUUGUUUAAAUGAACAAUCAACAUCUGUAUAGCAAAAUAAUUUUGUUUUGUUGAUAGAAAUAAAUAGAACUACAAUGUUUUCUGGUAGAAA
This is a messenger RNA of Biomphalaria glabrata, 7311 nucleotides long. Its product is annotated as phospholipid phosphatase 1-like. Gene Ontology annotation, biological process: phospholipid dephosphorylation; phospholipid metabolic process; signal transduction. Lineage: Eukaryota; Metazoa; Mollusca; Gastropoda; Planorbidae. Gene Ontology annotation, molecular function: phosphatidate phosphatase activity. The transcript has 7 exons. Bases 572 to 1519 code for a protein of 315 amino acids. The record is from RefSeq and is a predicted model, not a curated record.